Molecule: messenger RNA, 1532 nt
Organism: Penicillium subrubescens
Lineage: Eukaryota; Fungi; Ascomycota; Eurotiomycetes; Eurotiales; Aspergillaceae
Product: class I SAM-dependent methyltransferase
Exons: 9
Coding region: 271-1260 (329 amino acids)
Molecular function (GO): methyltransferase activity
Source: RefSeq, a predicted model, not a curated record
CAAAAGUAGUUUGGCUGAUUCUUGUUUCUCCUGCCCAACUGAUCCCGACCGUUUGGGUCCCGCAUUCCCUUGCGAAAACCCGCCAGUUGCGCCAGUUGCGCGCAGACGCCUGCUUGCGUCGGGAGCUUUUUCGGACAACUGCUUCCUUUUUUCUUCUUCUUCUUUUGACUCCUCUUUGCCCGAGAUCUGAAUCUGUCAAGUAACCCACGAUAGCACGGUCAACAGCCACCAGGUUUCCCCGAUGUGAGGGUUGGUGUUGAUUCAAGGACUAUGACGGAAUCCGAUCGACCAACAACCUCCACUGGAAUCGAGGUGGAUGCCGAUGCCAGCUCGCCAAGUGAUGUGGAUAGCAUUCGCAGCGAUCUGACUUCAUUAAGCGAGUCAAUCUAUAGUUAUGUCUACGAGAAUGGCCGAACCUACCACGCGCACGGGUCGGGGACUUAUAUUCUCCCCAAUGAUGAACGAGAACAAGAAAGACUGGACGUGAUGCACCACGUCUUUCGCCUCUGUCUAGAUGGGAACUUGUGUCAGACAAAGUUAGAGCACCCGCAACGAAUCCUCGACAUUGGAACAGGCACGGGAAUUUGGGCCGUUGACAUUGCGGACGAGUUUCCCUCAGCACAGGUGACGGGGGUGGAUCUUUCUCCAAUACAGCCAGGCUGGAUCCCACCGAACCUUUCAUUUAUCAUUGAUGAUGUGACGCAAGAAUGGAGCUUUCAACCCGAGUCGUUCGAUUUUAUCCAUGUGCGAUGUUUCGCUGGAAGUAUAGAAGACUGGGCCACAUUUUUAAAACGAUGCUACCAGUAUCUCAAGCCCGGUGGACGCAUCGAAGUUGCCGAAUCUCGUGCUAAGCUAUAUUGCGAUGACGGCUCAUGUCCAGAGGACAGCUACCUAUAUUCAUGGGAGCGCGAAUUCAAUCGUAUCACAAAGAUACAAGGGCGUGUUUGGGAUAUCGCCCCGCAGAUUCCGGGCCUUCUUCAAGAUGCUUCUUUUGAAAAUGUCGACAUCAUCGAGCAUGUCUGUCCAUUUGGCACAUGGCCCAAGGAUCCCAAAUUGAAAGAAGUCGGUCGAUAUUUUCGAGCUCAGAUGGUUGAGGGGGCGAUGGAAAGCUACUCACUCGCCUUAUUCACCCGAUUCGGUGGCUGGAAACCAGUCGAGGUGCAGGUUCUAUUGGCACAUUUACGAACAGAGAUUCAAUCGAACAAGAUUCAUGCCUAUACAAAAAUUGCAUUUUCCACCGCGCGGAAGCCCAUGACAUAGCCUUCCACACAAACACGGUACAGAGUCCAGGCGAUCGAGUGCGAAUACUGGGAAUAUCAUGAACGCAUAGAGAGGAGGGAGGUAUUUUUGAAAACUUUGUUACUUUAGCCAGGCAUGCAUACACACGGCGCAGUGCAGGGGUUUAAUGCUCAUUUACAAAUUUCAUCAUCCAACAAUCGAUUGUACAUACUCUUGGGGUGAACUGGUCAGUUAUCUUCAUGCCUGAGGCAUCAAAAUGACUCAGCACCUCCGCCCAAUCGCGGCAUCCGAAC